GUUAGUGACAGGUUUUCUAUUCUUAUAUGGAACUACAAGGGGCCCAAGAGGACCUGGGCAUUUCCCUCUCUAGUCCCCGGAAGAACCAUGAAACCAGGCCAGGAAGCAAGGCUAAGGGCAGGAGCAGUGUCUGUCUCCAGGGGUCUGUUUGGACUGCUGAAGGAAAGCUGAGGCUCAGCGCAAGUGAACAUCUCACCCAGGGUCACUAACAAGAGCUCAGGGAUUGGAACCCAGGAGAAGAUGCUUCCCUUCUCUUCUCCAAGAGUCCUUUUAGGGCUGGCAAGUUGAUGCAAGCUGCAGCUCAUGCCUUCAGACCAUGCUGGGUCCAAGGAAAUGCAUGGAUCUCCUCCAUUACACAGUUUGACUCCAAGAGAAGCCCAGAAGUGGCUUCCAGCCCCUCCUACCUGACUGUGCCCUGCCCUUCACCACUUCCUGUCUUCCUGCGACUCAGUGGCAGAGGUGUCUGUGGGGGCUGCUACCUGGGAAAGUCCACCAGGGGGAGUGCAUGGCAAUCUCUCCUCUCAGAUCCUCUAGGGGCUCCUUUCCCCACCCAAACUAGGCCUGGAGGUUGAUGUCAGUGUGGUGUGGAAGAUGUUGGAGAGAAGCUGCAGGUGCCUUCUUACUAGCUCUUCCUGAAAAUUUGUCUCUCCCUCUCCUUGUUAGUCUGUUUUAUAACUCACACUCCAGCAGGGGGGAAGUAAAGGAACUUAUCCCAUUCACAGAUCCUAUAACCCGUGGUGUUUAUUACCUCGUAGCUGGUGCAGUGUCCUUUGAGCCUGGCAGUUUGGUUUAGAUUCAGGGGUCUAUUCUUUGCAGUCUUUUUGGGGUUGGUAGCAGAGAAAGAGAAAACAGGUAAUUCGAUUACUUAGGUUCUUCGUGUGCGAAAGUUAAAGCCCUACCACAAACGUGUGAGUGGGUGUUAUAUUGUAAUAACCUGGACACCGCCAAGACAGCUUCCUUGGGGCUUUUGUGUCCUCAGGCCCACCCGAAGAUUCUCUUCUCAGUCAUGUGGGAUGGAUUUACUUCAUCCCUGGCUUGCUCUGGGCCUCAGUUUUCCUAUUCUAGGGCAGAAGAAAUCUGGGUCAUUAAAAAAACAAAAAACAAAAAAACAAAAAACAAAAACAAAAAAACACUCCUGAUAGAAGUCGGUUGAUGCUUUCGACCUGCAGCCUCCUUGAGGUUAAUAGUCCAAGUAAUUUCCUCAGGGGCCCUGGCUGGCCUGUUGUGAGUAGACCCAUGAAGUGUCUGGAUUUGCUGUGAUAGGAGCCACCUCGGCUUUCUGUAGAGAUAAGCCCUGCCCCUCGUUCCUACUUUGAGCUUGAAAAGUCCCUUAUCCAACUUUGAAAUGGGAACUAUAAAGGGGUUCCUUCUGGGGUUACUCAGAAGAGGAGAAUCAUGCAGUCUUGGCUGACAGACAUCUGAGGUUGGUCACCUGGCACAUUACCAGGGGCUCAGCCAUGACCAGCCUGCAACCAUCCUGCCUUUCCCCAGGGGCGGGGCUCCAGCCGUGGAGGGCAGACUGGAGACUCCUUUGCCUUUCAAUACUGUCUGGCCUGUCUCAGGUCCUGCACAUCUUUUCUCUAAUGAU
Chlorocebus sabaeus (green monkey) is the source of this 1588-nucleotide messenger RNA. RefSeq names its product long intergenic non-protein coding RNA 2694. The record is from RefSeq and is a predicted model, not a curated record. Lineage: Eukaryota; Metazoa; Chordata; Mammalia; Primates; Cercopithecidae.